This is a messenger RNA of Quercus lobata, 2334 nucleotides long. RefSeq names its product protein MON2 homolog. Bases 66 to 2327 code for a protein of 753 amino acids. NCBI's taxonomy places the organism in Eukaryota, Viridiplantae, Streptophyta, Magnoliopsida, Fagales, Fagaceae. The record is from RefSeq and is a predicted model, not a curated record. The transcript has 15 exons.
GGUCAUACCAGUAUAUAUCUGAAUACUGCAGAUGUGUAGAUGUGACUGGAGCCUACAGUGCUCAAAUGACAGAGUUGAAUAUAAGCUUGACUGCAAUAGGCCUUUUGUGGACUGCGACUGAUUUCAUUGCAAAGGGGCUGGUCCAUGGGCCUGUGGAGGAAAAGGAAACAGAUGUGCAUUCUAUUCCAAAUCAAACAGAUGGUGAAAAUGAAGAAGAACAAGCACUUGUCAUUUCUGAUAGUGUGAAUGACCAAACUCCCUUGAUAAAUGUGGUUGACAGUGACAAAUUACUGUUCUCUGUUUUCUCGUUACUUCAAAAGCUGGGAGCUGAUGAGAGGCCAGAGGUCAGGAAUUCAGCUGUCAGGACACUUUUUCAAACUCUUGGAAGUUAUGGGCAAAAACUAUCAAAAAGUAUGUGGGAGGAUUGUCUUUGGAAUUAUGUUUUCCCUACAUUAGAUCGUGCUUCUCACAUGGCUGCUACUUCAUCAAAAGAUGAAUGGCAUGGGAAAGAACUGGGAACUCGUGGAGGAAAAGCAGUUCACAUGCUCAUACAUCAUAGUCGAAACACAGCUCAGAAACAGUGGGAUGAGACACUUGUACUGGUCCUGGGUGGAGUAGCGCGUAUAUUACGUUCUUUCUUUCCUUUUCUCAGAAUCUUAAACAAUUUCUGGUCAGGAUGGGAAACUUUGCUUCUUUUUGUAAAGAAUAGCAUUUUAAAUGGAAGUAAAGAGGUUGCUCUUGCAGCAAUUAAUUGCUUACAGACAACUGUUCUUUCUCAUUCUCUUAAGGGGAACUUGCCGAAACCAUACCUUAACUCAGUACUUGAUGCUUACGAGUUUGUUCUUCAGAAGUCACCAAACUACAGUGAAAAUGCAGCUAGCAAGGUCAAGCAGGAGAUUUUACAUGGACUUGGAGAACUAUAUGUUCAAGCACAAAGGAUGUUUGAUGAUAGCAUGUACACACAAUUGCUAGCAAUCAUAGAUUUGGCGGUUAAGCAAGCCAUAAUAACUACUGAUCACUUCGAAUCUGAAUUUGGAAAUGUUCCACCUGUACUACGCACUGUGUUGGAAAUCUUACCUUUGUUAUGUCCAACUGAGGACAUUUCUUCAAUGUGGCUUAUUCUUCUUCGGGAGCUUUUGCUGUAUCUUCCAAGAUCUGAGUCUCCCUUAGAGAAUGAGGAAGAUGAGUCAGAGCACACAAGUGAUCAUAUUCCAGAUGCCCACGUGAAGAUAAAAGAUGAUAUACCUAACGGUACUACAUCCAUAUCCCUAUCCAAAGUAGAAGCUACAUCUCUGAGUUCUGGAUCAACAACAGCUUUAACAGAAGGCAUCCCGAGUUAUCUGUUUGCUGAAAAGCUUGUUCCUGUAAUGGUAGAUCUUUUUCUACAGGCUCCAGAAAUUGAAAAGCAUAUCAUAUUUCCCGAGUUAAUUCAAAGUCUUGGAAGGUGUAUGAUGACCAGGAGGGACAAUCCAGACGGUGCACUAUGGAGAUUUGCUGUUGCAGACUUCAACCGCAUUCUGGUUGAUGAUGUCAGCAGAUUAACCUUAAAUGGUGGACCAAUUUCAAGUAUCAGUAAACCUGCACGAACACGUAUCUGGAAAGAAGUUGCAGAUGUUUAUGAAAUAUUCUUCGUUGGAUAUUGUGGGAGAGCUCUUCCUUCCAAUUCUCUCUCACUUGUAGCACAAAAGGACGAUGAGUUGCUUGAGAUGACCAUCUUAAACAUUCUUGGUGACAACAUUCUUAAGUCACCGAUUGAUGCCCCUUUAGAUAUUUUGCAACGACUAGUAUCCACCUUGGACCGUUGUGCGUCACGCACAUGCUCGUUGCCUGUUGAGACUGUGGAACUUAUGCCUUCCCACUGUAGCAGAUUUUCUUUAACUUGCUUACAGAAGUUAUUUUCCUUGAGCAGUUACAGCAAAGAAACCAAUCAUUGGAAUUUGACAAGAUCUGAAGUCAGCAAAAUCUCAAUCAUGAUGCUCGUGACCAGAUGUGAGUACAUCUUGAACAGAUUUCUCACUGAUGAGAAUGACUUAGGUGAACGCCCGUUGCCAGCAGCUAGGCUCGAAGAAAUAAUAUUUGUCCUUCAAGAACUGGCACGUCUGAUUAUUCAUUUAGACACAGCAUCCAUCCUUCCUUUGCAUCCACACUUGAAAAGUGGCCUAGCAGAGGAGGAAAGUCAAGACAAGCGUCCUCAUCUGCUUGUUCUAUUUCCCUCCUUCUGUGAGCUUGUUGUAUCAAGGGAAGCACGAGUAAGAGAGCUAGUGCAAGUACUUCUCAGGCUCAUCACACGAGAAUUGGCACUUGAAAAGGUUAGCUUAGCCAGCUGAGUUGUGG